GUUUUUCGCAUUUCCCUUUUCAGAUAACUUUAUUUGCAUUUUAACUCAUUUCCAAACCGGAGGUGACUAAUUUCUCCACGCAAUCCAAACAAGCACGGGCAUGCUUUCUGCUCUGCUGAUGAUAAUUUUGAGGAACCAUCUAUAAUCUAUCCACCCUUUGACCCAAGUGGCCAAGCUCAGUCAGUUAACGACUUAACGGGAAGCUCUGAGUUUGUCUGUUGUAUCUCCGGGUUGGACCUGGCGAGGGAAAAUCUUGUUGGGAGGGAAUGAUAUGGAGGUUCUGCGGUAUUGGAUAUUUCUGACAUCACCAUUGUUUUGGUAGUUUUGGUGUAAAAUGUAUUUUGUACCCGAGGCAACUGCUGUUAACGACAUGGGGCAUUGGUUUAGUAGAUUAGAACUUGAAUCGGAACUUCUUGAUGGUCUGGCCAAUAAUUAUGAAGUUGCUGGUGGAGUUAAAGGGCCGUCGAGUCUGUUGGACCAUGAAAUUGCACAUCUUACAAAUCUUAGAACGAGCCCCCAUGAGAAUUUAAGCCGAGUCCUACCUAGGAAACGGAAAGCUAUAGUGUCAAGUGUGAAAAUGCUUGCUGGUCGAGAAGCAAACUAUUCGGGAAGAGGGAGGUUCACUACAGCGGAUCGCUGUCAUGUUCUAAGUAAAUUCUUGCCUGUCCAUGGUCCUUGGGUUGUUGACCAAAUGACCACCAGGGGUUAUGUGUCUCAGUUUUCGGCAGAUGGUUCCCUUUUUGUGGCUGCAUUUCAGGGAAGUCACAUCAGAAUAUAUGAUGUUGAAAGAGGAUGGAAAGUCCGGAAGAACAUUCUUGCCCAAAGCUUGAGAUGGACAAUUACUGACACAUCUCUUUCACCAGAUCAACGACAUCUUGUCUAUGCCACAAUGUCCCCUAUUGUACAUAUUGUAAAUAUUGGAUCUGCAACCACAGACUCUCUGGCAAAUGUGACGGAGAUCCACGAGGGUUUGGAUUUCUCUGAUGAAGACAAUGGAGGGUAUUCUUUUGGAAUAUUUUCUGUAAAAUUUUCCUCAGAUGGGCGAGAAAUCGUAGCUGGAAGCAGUGAUGAUGCAAUAUACGUAUAUGAUCUUGAAGCCAACAAAUUAACUCUUCGAAUAUCGGCACAUGCGUCUGAUGUUAAUACUGUAUGUUUUGCUGAUGAAAGUAGCCAUCUUAUUUUUUCGGGGAGUGAUGACAAUCUGUGUAAGGUAUGGGAUAGACGCUGCUUCAGAGCCAAAGGUAAACCUGCAGGCAUCCUGAUUGGACACCUAGAAGGUAUCACAUUUAUUGAUAGUCGUGGAGAUGGUCGGUAUCUCAUUUCAAAUGGUAAAGAUCAGACCAUCAAGCUUUGGGAUAUACGGAAAAUGUCUUCUAAUACUCCUAGUUCUGGAGGGUCCAGGAAUUAUGACUGGGACUAUAGAUGGAUGGAAUAUCCAUCUCAAGCACGGGAGCUAAAGCAUCCAGGUGACCAGUCUGUAUCUACAUUCAGAGGUCAUUCUGUUUUGCGUACUCUGAUACGCUGCUACUUCUCCCCUGAAUAUAGCACUGGCCAGAAGUAUAUUUACACUGGUUCAUAUGAUGCUUGUGUUUAUGUAUACGAUCUGGUGACUGGAGCUGAAGUUGCGAAACUCCAGUACCACACUUCGACUAUCAGAGAUUGUAGCUGGCACCCUAAUUAUCCAAUGCUCGUGAGCUCAUCAUGGGAUGGACAUGUUGCGAAAUGGGACUUCCCCGGAGCUGGAGAAGAACCGGGGUCUAACAAGAAGCAGCUCCGAAGAAGAUCUAUCUACUGAAACCCGUGGCAGUUGGUGUAGAAACGUUGCUGCUGGUACUAGUACUACUAUCAAGGAGAAGGAAAAUGGCCGUUGUCUAGUAUUUGUAUAUAUUUGUAUACAGUUUGUCUCAAUAAGAGUCCAGAAUUGUAUAAAUGAUCCGUCAUUCUCGUGAGGUCGUCACCGGUUAUAUGCCCCAAACGGUAAAUGGAGGGGUCCCCUUGUUAUUUGGCAUUAAAUGUCGUUCACCCAAAUAUUUAGUAAACUAAUAAAUCUUCAAUAAUAGUAUGAUUGAUUUGUAGUAAACCCUACCACAAACUGAAUGACGCGAUUAAAAGCUAGUAGCCUUCGGGAUUAGGUGAUUAGCUGAUUGUGUCCUCACGCGUUUCUUUGAUUAAGGUUAAGGAGAUGGAUCAUGGAGGUCAGCAUUUAGAAAAGAAGAAAUAUAGGACUAUUUAGCCACAAGGUGCACAUUUUAACACACACACAC
Molecule: messenger RNA, 2264 nt
Organism: Oldenlandia corymbosa var. corymbosa
Lineage: Eukaryota; Viridiplantae; Streptophyta; Magnoliopsida; Gentianales; Rubiaceae
Source: the annotation of a GenBank genome assembly